AUGUUCUCUUCGUCUUUUCGUUCCUCCUCGUUCCCGUCGGAUCCGUUCGUUGUCAUCGUUGUGGGCGACAGGAGAACACGUCCAAAACUGACAAAGAAAUGAUUCGCCGAACUAAAUGUCUCUCCGGAUUAGCACUACGGUGACUGCAAAGCCAAGGAAGGCGCCGAUGUCUGCAGCGACGUAUCGUUCUGUUUCAAAAGAGCUAGUGAGUUAGAGACGAGCCUGCUUUUUUCUGGAAUGUCGAAAAUUCAGAGAUUCACAGAAUCGGUUCCAACAGUGUGAAUGAAAUUCGAAUGGACGUCAUACACCAAGGUAGCACGAUCCUUUCCCCCGGCUUACCAAAACUAAAGAAGUUCUCAGAGAUGUGCUUCUCGCCGGGAGGACAACAACCAGAAUGCAACGAGCGCGUGCCGACUGCUACUGCGACACCGAUUUCUGCAACACUUCCCCCUCCCUUCUCUCAAUAUCGUUUUUGUUCUACUCAGUUUUGUUUGCAUUCUUCAACUUGUAGUAGUGCCCGUUCUUUUUUAA
Molecule: messenger RNA, 531 nt
Organism: Caenorhabditis sp. 36 PRJEB53466
Lineage: Eukaryota; Metazoa; Nematoda; Chromadorea; Rhabditida; Rhabditidae
Source: the annotation of a GenBank genome assembly